This is a messenger RNA of Ictalurus punctatus (channel catfish), 1547 nucleotides long. RefSeq lists its product as uncharacterized. The coding region runs from base 190 to 879 and encodes 229 amino acids. The transcript is spliced from 6 exons. Gene Ontology annotation, biological process: response to bacterium. The record is from RefSeq and is a predicted model, not a curated record. Lineage: Eukaryota; Metazoa; Chordata; Actinopteri; Siluriformes; Ictaluridae.
AGUCAUGUGACUCAUUACAGCAUCAGAAUAGACAAGAAUUCACUGUGAGCUUCACAUCUCAUUACAGCUAAUGGACCAAUCAAAUCAGUCCACAGCUUCAAAACAUCCAAUCAGGCGUGAGUCUGGACCUGCUUUUCUACUGAACUCACAAGUUCAUUACCUCACUAUCACUUUGUCUAAACAGGAACGAUGAUCACACUCUUUGUCGCGCUUUACUCUCUUUUUUCUCUCUGCACAGCUGUAAACACUUCUGACAUCAAGGAGCUUCAUGUGAAAACAGUAAAGCGUGGAGAAAAUGUAACUAUGGAGUGUAGCAAGAGCAAGGUCAAAGACAAAGAUAAGUUAGCUUGGUACAGACAGAGUUUUGGAAAAUUGCCUCAGUAUUUUGUAAGACAUUACAGCUCUAAUAGUGGCUACGCAUUUGCAGAGGGAUUUAAAGAUAGCCGCUUCAGUAUGACUGUAAAUGACCAGAAGUUUGAUCUCAACAUUAAAAAUAUGACAGAAGAUUAUGGAGGAGAAUAUUUCUGUGGAGAAGUGGAGGGAACUGCAAUAAAGUUCACAUCUGGAACACGUCUGCAGUUUGAAGGGUACAAUGAGGGUUCAAAGAGCAGUGAUGGAAAAGGAGACAACUUUUGGAUUAUUGUCUUAACGACCUCCAUUAUAAUAUCUGUUAUUGUAAUCGUGUUUCUGCUUGGAGUUUUAUAUAAAAAUCAGAGAAAAGGUGCUUCAUCAAGAAACCAUCAAACUCCCACCAAUCAGGCUGAUGAUGAAGAUGUCUUGAACUAUGCAGCUGUGAGUUUUGCUAAGAAACCUUCAUCCUCCAGAACAUCCAGAGACAAGAGCCAUGAAGACGUUUAUGCACAAGUUAAAAUAAAAUAAAGACAAAUGACUUCAGACUUGAAACACAACCAAAAUGUAAGUGUUAUUGCUGUUUCCAUGGUGAUUCCUAACAUCAUUCAUCUACUGAUUUGCUUCACUUGAUGGAUGAAGCUUUAAAAAAAUAUUUCUGAUCAAAAUGCUACAUCCUGCUGUUUUUUUUCUUUCUUGAAUGAAAGUCUUAUAUUUGGGAUUUUUUUCUCAGCAUUUUCUCUUGCACAUGAUUUCUAGAAUGUAAAAGAACAUUUUGUUUGAUUCUGAAGGUUAAAGUAUUAAAGAACGGCUCAUGGUUCACAUCUUGCUUUAACUUUUGUUUUUCAUUUAUUUUGCUUUGAAACAUAGGAGUUUUAUAAAGAGGAUAAAUCUGGUGAAUAUCGUAAUUAAUGUAGAUUAUCUGAACAUUUAGUAGUCAGUACAUCUGUAAAUGUAAAACUUUUAUACAUUUGAACAAUUUUCCAGAAAUACUGAGGACCUUUAAGGGGGCUGAGUAUAAAGACGAGUGUUUACUGCAUUACUGAUGAGAUUCCACUGUUUAACCUGAAAUUAAUCUCCAGGCAAUAAAUAUUCAAUUUCAUCAGAAAUGUAUAUUGAUGACUGAUGAAGUGUCGAGGUUUUCUUUAUCUUAAUGUUUUUACACAAUUUACAUUGUGCCUCCUUAAUAAAUUCCACAA